GGGCACGAACUACAUAAUGUGUUGCUCGAAACUCUUCCUCUUUGUCAUCAUAGUUAGAAUGGUUGAGCCGCCUCUCUGGAAAUUUACUAGGGCUCUCGGUGGACAAUGAUUCGGUGCUCUUUGGAGCUGUUCGGCUGAGGUUAACUGGACAGUUAUCACUCAACAUGGAGGCGAAGAAAAAGAACUUCUUGGAGAACUUACGUCUGAAGACGAAGUUGCUCAACCUGAAGAAGCCAGGGAAGAAGGCCCUUGCCAAGAAGGGAAGGAACCUGGGCCAUCGGCGCAGUAUUUCUGUGCCAGACUUAAGGUUGUUGCCAGGUGAAGCGGAUUCUACAGACAGCGUGGACCACUUGUCAUCCACUCCCAAUGAUGCCAUCUACUUUGGCCACUCUCCUGGUCAGAGUGAUUCUGAUUCUAUUACAAGUGGCUCUAUCGCUAAUGGUUCACUUUACACAGACAAACUGAACGAGUCAGCCCCAGAAAGUAGACUCAAAGGUCUCAAGGAUCGCACAGAUGUUGCUCUCAAUAGAAUGAGUGCACCAGUGGGACUUUAUGAGGAAAUUGAGGAUAUGAUGAAUUCACGCUCCCAGAACAGGGUGACUCGAGAAGGCUUGUAUGCACAAGUAGAUAAAAAACCGAGGGGGAAUAUACCUAAAUUCACUUUCGACCCUAUUCCUGCACCAAGAUCUGUUUUUACCAGCGCACUUCCACCAAGACCAGACCUUGGAGAGAGAGUGAGUCUCUCUGGUGGAGAAGCCUCAGGAGACCGAGUGUCUUCAGGUGCUGUUGCUGCAGUAUUGCUCAGAGCAAGCUCACUGGGAGACCAAAUGAACACUUACGCACUAAAGAAGAACCCAUCAUUUGAGUAUAAAAAGGCAGCAUCUGAAAAAGGAACUCCGCCAAGAACCAGAGCAACUACUCCUGCAGAUUCGAUGUCUCUGAUAUUAGAUACCCUGAGUACUCCUUUGGAGAGUGCAGAUGGCACCUCUCUGGACUCUGGCGGUGGAAGUCCUACUGAGGAGCGAGUCAACAUGCCCUGGACGACAGACUUGGAGGAACACGACCGAGAAGUCUCCCCCUAUUUGAUCAGAGACUUCACCAUAGAAGAGGCUCUGCUAGAAGAAGCCCAGGAUGAGGAGGCCCUGGAAGAAACAGAGGAGAUGUCCAGUGAACCGCUUGAUUUCUUUGACGAUAAUAUGCAAGAUCCUCUGGAAAACUCUCAGGGUAUGAUACCAGGGCCUGACUUCCAAAUACCUGACCCGUGCCAGAGAUACCUCCUGAACAUCAACCUGAAGCAGGGAAGGAACCUGGUCAUCAGAGACAAGCGCUCCGGCACCAGUGAUCCUUAUGUGAAGUUCAAACUUGAAGGAAAGCAGUUCUAUAAAAGCAAAGUGGUUUAUAAAAGCCUGAACCCACGUUGGAACGAGUCCUUCUCCCAUCCUCUUCGAGACAGAGAGCACCCCGUGGAAGUUCGGGUCUACGAUAAAAAUCGGACCGCUGACGAGUUCAUGGGUUCCAACAUUAUUACCCUGAAUAAUCUUGAAUUGUACAAAACCUAUGAAAUGGAGUUGCGUCUCGAUGAUCCAAAAAGUAAAGAAGAUGACAUGGGAGUUAUUAUUGUUGACGUCUGCUUAAUGUUUAGAGAUGCCACCAUCAAAAGAAGCCCUGUAAGAAAAUGGCCACCAAAGAAGAAUAAGCAGAACCUGGCCGCACCAACCCCGCGGCCAGCUGAGACGCAGAGGAAUCAGCUGAGGAACCAGAUGUGGACUGGGGUGCUUGGUAUCGCCUUGGUGGAGGGUCAGGACCUGCCGCAGCAGGGCCAUGGGGACAUCUACGUCCGCUUUCGCCUCGCUGAUCAGAAGUACAAGAGCAAGAACCUCUGCAUUCAGGCCAAUCCCCAGUGGAGAGAGCAGUUUGACUUCAAUCAGUUUGAAGAUAACCAGGAACCCUUGCAGGUGGAGGUGUACUCCAAGAGAGGGAGGAAGGGUGAGGAAUCAUGGGGGAUGUUUGAGAUUGACGUAUCGAGACUUUCACUGAAUGAGAAGCAGCACUACACUCAUGUGUUGAACCCAGGAAAGGGCAGACUGGUGGUUCUGGUCACCCUGAGACCCUGCUGGGGAGUCUCCAUCUCUGACAUCGAAACUGCUGCCUUGGAGAAGCCUGACGAGAGAGACGCAGUACUGGAGAAAUUUAGCUUAAAGAACUCACACAAGUGUGUGGGGGAGGUCGGCUUCCUUCAGGUCAAAGUUGUAAAGGCAAAUGAUCUUCCUGCCACAGACCUCAAUGGAAAAAGCAACCCUUUUUGUGUUGUUGAGCUCGGUAACAGCAAACUUCAAACUCACACAAUCUACAAGACCCUCAAUCCGGAGUGGAACAAAGCCUUUACAUUCCCAAUAAAGGACAUUCAUGAUGUGAUAGAGUUGACUCUCCUCGAUGAAAAUGGAGACAAAGCCCCAAACUUUUUGGGGAAAGAGGCCAUUCCUUUACUGACUGUCCAGAAUGGGCAACAGAUAUGUCUGUUCUUGAAGAAAGAAAACUUGGGAAGUGCAUCAAAGGGAACCAUCACACUGGUGCUGGAGGUGAUCUAUAACAAAGUCAGAGCCGGUAUCCGAACCUUCCAGCCGAAGGAGUCCAAAUUAAUGGAGGAAAACCUAAAGUUCUCCAAAAAGGUCCUUGCCCGGAAUAUAUAUCGGGUUCGAAAAAUCAGCACAGCAGUUCUGUACACGUUACAGUACAUUAAAAGCUGUUUUCAAUGGGAGAGCACGCAACGGAGUCUAAUAGCCUUUCUGAUCUUCCUUGUGACGGUGUGGCACUGGGAGCUCUUCAUGCUGCCCCUCUUCCUGCUGCUGCUCAUUGGCUGGUUCUACUUCCAGCUCUCUGCGGGGAAGGCCAGCUCCAACCAGGACCUAGUGAACAUGAGCAUGGGUGACGACGAGGAGGAAGACGAGAAGGACUCAGGAAAAAAGGGUUUGAUGGAUAAGAUACAUAUGGUGCAGGAAGUCGUGCUGGCUGUCCAGAACGUUAUGGGGGAAAUCGCAAACAUCGGAGAGCGAACCAAGAACAUAUUCAACUGGUCUGUCCCCUUCUUGUCGUGCAUGGCCUGCAUGAUGCUGUUUGUGACAACAGCGCUCUUAUAUUUCAUCCCACUGCGAUAUAUCGUGCUGAUAUGGGGCGUUAACAAAUUUACCAAGAAGCUGCGCAACCCAUAUACUAUUGACAAUAAUGAAAUACUGGAUUUCCUCAAGAGGGUGCCUUGUGAUGUUCAAAAGGUGCAGCGCAGCGCGCUGAGAGCGCCCACCAGCCAGAACCAGCCGCGGAAGAAAAGGUAAGCUUCGCGGACACGCUGGAUGAAAGGCUGGUCUCCUUUUGAAUACGGUACGACGCAGUCCACCUGACAACAAUGCCCCGGUGCCAGCAGAGCCCGUGACCCCGUGCACCCCACCGUACCACCCUAACUCUGCCCCCUGCUGCUGAGGGGCAGCCAGCCGCUCUCUGGCUUGUGUGUUUGCCCCCCCCCUGACAGAGGCUGUGAACUGCAGCAGCUAGGAGGGCAGCACAUGGCGCUGUCAAUCACAAGCCUGGAGGUAAAGAAAAGAGAGAGCUGCAAGGCUCAGCCUUCAUCUUUGGAUAUAAUUUAGAAAAGGAAUGAAAAGCGUCGGGUAUGGCUUACCUUAGACCUCCACUGUUUUGCUUCUUUUUUUUUUGACUUUGGGGAAACUAAGAAAUUUGCCUUCAGGUUAAGUUAAUACAAGCUUUCUGGAAAACAAAUCAUAUUUUACCUCAUCUGUGUGUUAAUAUAAUUAAAGGUCAAAAGGUCAUAUAUAUCGCAAUAAAUAAUAAUCAAAAUAAUAUGCUUUUUCACACAUUUUAAAUAACGUACUGACUGCUAUUCUUUUUGUGGUAAGGAUUUACUGUAUAAUAAAAAGGCUGUCAGUUUUCUUUCUUUUAUUUCAGCAACAAAUAUAUAUUCAUGCACAGCAUGUGUAUUAUUUCCAGCUGACUUUAUGUGUUACUGUGUGUUAGCCUGAUUAAUGUGAGUUUUAUUUUUACUCAAUAUCUUGUCUGCAUCAUCAACUGGAGAAUUUGCAGGAAUCCUGUAUAAAGAAUCGUGAUCAGUUUGA
Sebastes umbrosus (honeycomb rockfish) is the source of this 4121-nucleotide messenger RNA. It is a transcript of the gene mctp2a, whose product is annotated as multiple C2 domains, transmembrane 2a. The transcript is spliced from 23 exons. The coding region runs from base 165 to 3329 and encodes 1054 amino acids. Gene Ontology annotation, molecular function: calcium ion binding. The record is from RefSeq and is a predicted model, not a curated record. Gene Ontology annotation, biological process: regulation of neurotransmitter secretion. Gene Ontology annotation, cellular component: synaptic vesicle membrane. Lineage: Eukaryota; Metazoa; Chordata; Actinopteri; Perciformes; Sebastidae.